Molecule: messenger RNA, 216 nt
Organism: Cariama cristata (Red-legged seriema)
Lineage: Eukaryota; Metazoa; Chordata; Aves; Cariamiformes; Cariamidae
Gene: TMEM167A
Product: transmembrane protein 167A
Exons: 3
Biological process (GO): protein secretion; intracellular transport
Source: RefSeq, a predicted model, not a curated record
UCUGCCAUCUUCAACUUUCAGAGUCUGCUGACUAUAAUCUUGCUGCUCAUAUGUACCUGUGCCUAUAUCAGAUCCUUGGCUCCCAGCUUACUGGACAAAAAUAAAACUGGACUAUUGGGAAUAUUCUGGAAAUGCGCCAGGAUUGGUGAACGGAAGAGUCCUUACGUGGCUGUGUGCUGUGUCGUGAUGGCCUUCAGCAUUCUGUUUGUACAGUAG